Messenger RNA from Durio zibethinus, 1121 nucleotides. Lineage: Eukaryota; Viridiplantae; Streptophyta; Magnoliopsida; Malvales; Malvaceae. The record is from RefSeq and is a predicted model, not a curated record.
CCUUGCAUUUGAAAAAAAAUGCUGGCUUUCUGAUUCAUUUUGUGACUGCCCUUUACUUCGUUUCAGUAAAGUUGUAGUUGGGAUUUGGUUUAUAUGAUCAGAUGAUUUUAGGGUCAAUAAUGUUUUUUUUUUUUUCUGGGUGUGUUUGGUUGGUGAUAAAGGUGUUGAAUUUGUGGGCCAAAAUGUCUUUAAUUUCCUGUUUGGUUGAUGGGAAAAUUGUGGAAGAAGGAAAUGGAAUGUGAAAAAUUAGAUUAGUAUGUCUGAUUAUCGUAGUUGUAGGGCAGGAUUUGUACCUAGAAAGUUAUGAAAAAUAUAAUUAAUGAACUUUUGAAGCAUUGGGUUGGAUUAGGUUAUCUAUUGUGGUGGAUUUUUUAGCUUUUAUCUGUGAUGCUUAUUUAUCUGGAAGAUUGGUGUUGUUCAAGGAAAUUUUCUUUUCUUCUUUUAUGAUUUGUGUUAUAUUUUGGGGAAAUAUGCUGAAAAAAUGGGAGUUUUGAGCAGGAAGACACGUGGAAUGGGAGCUGGUCGUAAGCUGAGAACCCACCGUAGGAGGCAGAGGUGGGCUGACAAGGCAUAUAAGAAGUCAAAUCUUGGAAAUGAAUGGAAGAAACCAUUUGCUGGAUCAUCACAUGCCAAAGGCAUAGUUCUUGAGAAAAUUGGCAUUGAAGCUAAGCAGCCUAACUCUGCUAUCCGAAAAUGUGCUCGUGUUCAGCUAAUCAAGAAUGGAAAGAAAAUUGCUGCUUUUGUACCCAAUGAUGGUUGCUUAAACUACAUUGAGGAAAAUGAUGAGGUUUUGAUUGCAGGAUUUGGACGAAAAGGGCAUGCCGUGGGAGAUAUUCCUGGAGUCAGGUUCAAGGUUGUUAAGGUAUCUGGUGUGUCUCUUCUAGCUCUUUUCAAAGAGAAGAAAGAGAAGCCAAGGUCAUAGGAUUACUGGAAGAGUGUAGCUUUCAUCAUGCUUUACCAAAUUUUUGUUUGCAUCAAAAUGGUAUUGCUUGGAAUUUUGUAAUGAAGGAUUUUGUGAACAAAUUUUCAUUUAGCGACUUAAAAACUGCCCUUGUUUGUUCUGAAGUGAAAAUUUUGAUUAGUUUAGUAUUAAUAUAUUGUUGCUUUACAGCAUUUAACUU